AUGUCGAAAGUUGGGGAGACCAUUUCCGUCUACGCUUCUCGACUUACUUCCUCUACCCUUCUAGAGGAUCGGCGAGCAGCAUGUCUGGGCCUCCGCAGUUUUGCAAAAGAUUAUCCUGCUUCUGUGGCCUCUGAGGCCCUACGAGGUCUAAUCACAAGCUUGCGCAAAGAUGGGGAAGAUGUUGAUUCCAUCAAAGUGGUCCUUGAGACUCUUCUAUUCCUCUUCAACCCGAACCAAAACAGCGCUGAAGCAUCGGAGGAGCUUGCAUAUUUCAUAGCUGAUGAAUUUACCACACGGCAAGAUAAUAUAACAUUACUAUUGGAUUUUCUGGACACCAAUGAUUUCUAUUCGCGUCUAUAUUCAUUACAACUCCUGUCGUUAAUUUUAUCAUCCCGGGCCGAGAGGACUGAAGAAUGUAUAUUUACGGCUCCUUUGGGUAUAUCAAGAUUAGUGGCGGUAUUAGAUGAUCGGAGGGAGGCAAUAAGAAAUGAAGGACUUUCCCUGUUGACCUAUCUGACGCCAAGUUCUUCGGAAUUGCAAAAACUGGUCGCUUUUGAAAAUGCUUUCGAUCGCAUAUUCAACAUAAUAAAGCUCGAGGGCUCCCUUCAAGAUGGUGAUAGAAUAGUAGAAGAUUGCCUGAUCCUUCUCGCAAAUCUGUUAAGGCUUAAUGUUUCUAAUCAGUCCUUUUUCCGAGAGACAGGUUGCGUUACUAAAUUAUCAAAAUUACUGAACGAUGCAUUGGGUGCCGAAAAUGAAGCUGAGGAGGUGGCUGAAUGGGCUAAAGUUCAACGGAAUAGAAACAUAUAUGCUCUACUUGCAGUUUUACGAUUGUUUUUGAUUACUGGGGGGGUGGGAACUCAAGCAAAUCAGGUGUCUUUUGCGCAGCACGGUAUUCUCAAUCAAGUAUUGCAAUUAGCAUUCAGUCGAUCCACAGAAGGCCAAAUAAAAGCUGAGGCUCUCUCAACCUGUGCAGAUAUGAUUCGUGGCAAUGCCACUCUUCAAGAGAACUUUGCUCAACAACAAGUCACCUCGGUGCUUGAUGAGCCCCUAGCUAAUAGCAAUGGUCAAGCACAACACAAUGCCAUUCCAAAGGUUUACGUCAUUGAUGGCUUACUUGAUUUGACAUUGAGCGUACCUACGUUAUCAGCUUUCGAUUCGCGUGCUGCUGCUUGUGAAUGUAUCAAAGCUUACUUUUACAAUCACCCAGCCAUCCGCAAACACUUCCUCCGCCGAGCAAUAGAUGGGCAUGUUUCUGGGGCCGACGAGACAGCAAAUGUAUUGACAACACUUCUUCAACCUCUAGAUAAUCAUAUAUCGAGCGAUCCAUACCGUUACUGGUUUGCAUCGGUUCUUCUGUUCCACUUGAUAUUCGAAGACGCUGAAGUGAAGAGUAUGGCGAUGGGCGUUGCCGAGGGCGAUGCUGAAAAUGGAGAGGAAGUAAUAACUUGUAUUCAAUCUAUCACUGCCAAUCUAAUACUUGGAGUUCACAAAGCUGUGGAUGAGCGCAUCCUGGUUGCGUAUCUCAUGCUUCUUUGUGGCUGGCUAUUCGAAGAUCCAGAUGCUGUGAAUGACUUCUUAGGCGAAGGUAGCAACAUUCAAAGUCUGAUUCAAGCUGCUCUACAUACAGGCGGCGAUGGCGUGAUGGUUCAAGGACUCUGCGCUGUUCUACUUGGAAUUGUCUAUGAGUUCUCAACCAAAGAUUCCCCAGUACCCCGGGCAACCAUUCAUCCGAUUCUUGGCUCAAAAUUAGGAAGAGACCAAUACAUAGAUCGACUUACAAAACUCAGAGCUCACCCAUUACUGCGAGACUUUGAAGUUCUUCCCCAAAAGCUCAGCUCUGCAGCGCCUGGAAGCUUACCUGAUGUAUUUUUUGACAAAUCAUUCGUGGAUUUCAUGAAAGACAAUUUUAGUCGUUUGCUACGUGCAAUCGACCGAGAUCCUGGGUUUGAAAUUGCAGUCAUCGCGAAUGGUGUUCAAAAGGGAAUUUCUCGAGAGAUGGUAGACACUUUGAGGUCUGAGUUGGACGAGAAGUCCAAGGCUUUGUUAGAGGCGGAAGAAGAGUUGGUGGUUCUGGGAGGACAGUUAGGGCAGGAGCAAGCCGAUCAUCGAAGAACCAAAGAGACCGCAUUAGUGGAACAUUCGAGGAUCAAAAAUGUCAACGAGGCUCUCCAGCGACACCAUGAAGAAGAUUUAAGAAAAUUGCGUAUAGAGCAUGACCGAACGAAUCAGAAUUAUCAACGACAGUUGAACGAGGUCAAAGAGGCAGCAGAAGCUGAUGUUGCCCAUAUUCGAACAGAAAUUGAUCGGAUAAAACAAGAUCAUCAGAAGCAACUAGAACAAGCUCACAAGGGUGCGGAAGCUAACGCCGAGAGUGUACGGGCUGAGCAUGAGCGGGUAGUCCAAGAUUAUCAGAGACAGCUGGAACAUGUUCAAAAGACAGCUGAAGCUAAUUCUGAACGUGUUCGACGACGAGCAGAUGCGGAAAUAGCUGAUCUUCAGAGUAAGAUUGAGCGAUUAGAAUCUGAUCUUACAAAGGCAAACAACAAACACGUUCAUGAUAUGCAAACUGCGCAUGAUACAUACACAGCAAAUAAGGCUGAACAAGAUGUACUCUUGCAGCGCGCAGAAGAGAAAAUUAAGGAAAUGGAGGAGCAAGCCAGCACCGCUCAAGCAGAGGUUGCCAGGGCGAAAGAGAUAAUGGAGGAAAUGAAGGAACAGGCCAGUACCGCUCAAACGAAGCUUGCCAAAGCGGAAGAGAAAAUUAAAGAAUUUAAGGAACAAGCGAGUACCGCUCAAAGCAAGCUUGCUAAAACGGAAGCGGAUCUCCAGGGCAAAGAGACCGCGAGACAGGCUGUGCAAAACAAGGUCGCCAAAGUGGAAGCGGAUCUGCAGGAUAAAGAGACCGCGAGACAGGCCGCUCAAAGCGAACUUGAUGAUCUGCUAAUGGUUUUCGGUGAUAUGGAGGAGAAGGUGACAAAGUACAAGGAACGUUUGAAGGCCCUUGGUGAGAGCGUCUCUGACGAUGAGGACGAUGAUGACGAUGAAGGGGAAGAAGAAGAGUCGGGCGUGGAUUAA
Botrytis porri is the source of this 3075-nucleotide messenger RNA. RefSeq lists its product as uncharacterized. The transcript has 5 exons. The record is from RefSeq and is a predicted model, not a curated record. Gene Ontology annotation, biological process: endoplasmic reticulum to Golgi vesicle-mediated transport; intracellular protein transport; vesicle fusion with Golgi apparatus. Bases 1 to 3075 code for a protein of 1024 amino acids. Gene Ontology annotation, cellular component: Golgi stack; cytoplasm; endoplasmic reticulum. NCBI's taxonomy places the organism in Eukaryota, Fungi, Ascomycota, Leotiomycetes, Helotiales, Sclerotiniaceae.